Molecule: messenger RNA, 1107 nt
Organism: Ornithodoros turicata
Lineage: Eukaryota; Metazoa; Arthropoda; Arachnida; Ixodida; Argasidae
Exons: 7
Coding region: 52-1107 (351 amino acids)
Biological process (GO): apoptotic DNA fragmentation
Molecular function (GO): deoxyribonuclease II activity
Source: RefSeq, a predicted model, not a curated record
GCGUGCCCAGAACCCGCGACCUCAGAGGCAGCGUAGCCCGCGCGCUCAACGAUGCGUUCCCGUCUUCCUCUGGUGAUAUGUCUGUUGCUGCAGGCUGCUACGGCAGUCGACAGAGUUGAAGCCUCAGUGUCCUGCAAAGAUGAGAACAACAACGAUGUGGACUGGUUCAUCAUGUACAACGUGCCAAGGAUUCAAUUCGAAGAUGGUACAUGGACGAAAGGAGACGAAUUCGCCUACAUAGACUCACGGACGUUGUCGUCCGACGACCUCUGGACGCUUUCUUCGCAGAGCAUAGCGGACGUCUACAAUCCUCUCAGCUAUUCUGUGGCCCCGCUCUUCAGAAGAACCGCACGUUCACGGCGUGACCUCACUUCAGAAGGGCAAACAAGGGUGCGGCGAAGAGAGCGACGUUUUCUCGGUUCCCUGUUGGCGGCGAUCCCUCGACUGGGGGUCGCCUCUCAGGCUUUCAGGGCCGUCCCCGCAAUGGCCUCUCGGGUAAUCGUACCACGACCGGUAAUGAUCCCUAAGAUAGCCCUACCACGACCCCCAGUGAUCCCUAAGAUAGCCCUACCACGACCCCCAGUGAUCCCUAAGAUAGCCCUACCACGACCCCCAGUGAUCCCUAAGAUAGUCGCACCACGACCCCCAGUGAACCCUCGGGUACCACGACUGAUCAGUAAGCUGACCGAAGCAGUAUCAUCAGGUGUAGGUGUCAUGGCAGAAGUGGUAAAUGGACUGGCGAACGUCAUGCGUGGAGAGAUAGGAAAGACAAGACAAGGACAGAGGAAUCGUCAGAGAUUCGAGGACCCCAGCGAAACUGAAACCAAAUUGGACAAUGACACACGGCGGGAGAAGGAAGAGGACCUGGUGUACGUUGCAUACAACGAUCAACCCCCACUGGGCUACAGCGGAGCCUGGAAUGGUCACAGCAAAGGUUUAGUGAUAUUUGACGAGGAAAGCGGCGUCUGGAUUCAACACAGCAUACCAAGGUUCCUGGAUGUCUCGGCUGGAAGAUAUGUCUUCCCCGGGAACGCUCUGAGGAACGGCCAGACUGUCAUGUGCAUCACAUUUCCGACUCUCACCUCGGUCAAUAGCAUCGCUUCAUGA